Messenger RNA from Sporisorium graminicola, 1446 nucleotides. RefSeq lists its product as uncharacterized. NCBI's taxonomy places the organism in Eukaryota, Fungi, Basidiomycota, Ustilaginomycetes, Ustilaginales, Ustilaginaceae. Gene Ontology annotation, molecular function: transmembrane transporter activity. Gene Ontology annotation, cellular component: membrane. The transcript has 2 exons. Gene Ontology annotation, biological process: transmembrane transport. Bases 1 to 1446 code for a protein of 481 amino acids. The record is from RefSeq and is a predicted model, not a curated record.
AUGUCUGACAAUACUGCAGCCGCUGCACACGAGACCACUCGUCUUCUUUCACCUGCCGAUCGUCAUGAUUGUAGCAAUGCAGCACCCUUCGUCUCGGACAGCAGCUGCGAUGCGGCAAGAGUCGAGGUGGCCGACGAUGCUACUGGUAGGCACAUGCAGCAGACGUGGCUAGACUCAACCACCAAACGUGCCCUCAUCGCCGUGUUUGUCGCAAAUCUGAUGGUCUCGUUCGCCCACUAUGUGGCCAUCAGCUCCAUCAUGGACCUCAUCCGUGGUCUCAGCUGCCAAGAGUACUACUCUCUACGACCGAACCAAUUCGGUCAACCUGGCGUCGAGCGCGACUGCAGCUUGGUCGACAUUCAAGAUCGCACCUCGAUGGUGUUCUCCUACAUGCUGAGCAUCAACAGUUUCAUCUCGUGUCUUUCCGCGCUCUGGCUGGCCCCCUGGCUUCUCCGACGUCUGGGUCUUCGCCUCACCAUGAUCAUCGCUGUUCUUGCCCCAACGGUAGAGCUGUUUGUGCUUGCAAGUGUGCCCAAUCGCUUUCCCCAGAACCAUGGCUGGAUUGGUUCUCCUACAGCAUCCCUCCGCUUCCUUCUCUUGGAAUCUUUGCUCUUUGGUCUAGUGGGAUGCCCCGAUACGUUGAUCGGUAUUGUAUCGCAGUCAAUUGUGCUCGACGCUUCUCCGCCACCUCUGCGCUCUACCUGGCUUGCACGCCUCUCAUCUUGCACCUUUUUGGGCAUGCUUGCUUCUACCCUGCUCCUAAGCACUUUGUCGCUUGACACUUCUCGCGACGAUGUCUCAGACAAGCUACCCAUCUUGCUGGCAGCUCUCAUCUCCACAGCGGCAAUCUUCUGGACCUGUCUGGCGCUGCCAACUCAUUUGCCAAUCAACGGGGCUCAAAAAGACGCCACUGCUCGAUCCACCAAUGUCCAAGAGAGUCAGUCAACAGGCCAAAGCCUCAAGGCUCGGCUCGGCCAAGUGAUGCAACCCCUCCGCCUUUUGAAGCCGAUCGAAAUCUACGACGAAACACAAGACAGUGCGCCGCCACAUGCGCCGUCCCGUCCAACGCGGGAUUGGCGUCUUCCGAAGCUCAUCAUCGCCGCUACGCUGUGCGAUCAAAUUGCCGUGACAACCAAUCUGCAGGUGAUAUACGUUCAGACCCGCUUCGGACUGCAUGCUCAGGAUCUCAGCCGUCUCUUGGGCCUCGUAGGCUUGAUCAAGUGGGUCUACCUUGUCCUGGUCAGCACCGACAAGCUUGUUGCCACAUUGUCGUCGCUCGCCAACAUCAUGAGCACAAUCGGACCCAUCUUGAACGCCAACCUUUACCGGUUCGGCUUGAAGAGGGGCUUUCCAGAGAUUGUCUUUGCCAUGGCAGCUGCCAUCUCGGUCGCCGUGGCCGUGUUGGUAGCUGGAACAAGGCCUUCGAUGCGCUCUUGCAGCGUGUAG